AUGAUGUGCCUGGACUGCGCCGCGGCGGCGGCGGGCGGCGCGGAGGACGAGGAGGCGGACGCGGAGCGGCGGCGCCGGCGCCGGGGGGCGCAGCUCGGAGCUGGCGGCGGCGGCGGUUGCUGCGGGGCGCGGACCGCGGGCGCCGCUGGAGCGGCGGGCCCCGACGACGAGGUGCAGACGCUGUCGGGCAGCGUGAGGAGGGCCCCGUCGGGACCUCCCAGCUCCCCCGGCACCCCGAGCUGCGCAGCCGCUGCUGCCAAGGGCCCCGGCGCGCAGCAGCCCAAGCCCGCCAGCUGGGGCCGCAGGCGAGGGGCAGCCGCCGCCAUCCUCAGCUUGGGCAACGUGCUCAACUACCUGGACAGGUACACCGUCGUAGGCGUCCUCCUGGACAUCCAGCAGCACUUCGGGGUCAAGGACCGAGGAGCCGGACUGCUGCAGUCAGUGUUCAUCUGUAGCUUCAUGGUGGCGGCCCCCAUCUUCGGCUACCUGGGCGACCGCUUCAACCGGAAGGUGAUCCUCAGCUGCGGCAUCUUCUUCUGGUCGGCGGUCACGUUCUCCAGCUCCUUCAUCUCCCAGCAGCACUUCUGGCUGCUGGUCGUGUCCCGGGGGCUGGUGGGCAUCGGGGAGGCCAGCUACUCCACCAUCGCGCCCACCAUCAUCGGCGACCUCUUCACCAAGAACACGCGCACGCUCAUGCUGUCCAUCUUCUACUUUGCCAUCCCGCUGGGCAGCGGCCUGGGCUACAUCACUGGCUCCAGCGUGAAGCAGGCAGCCGGAGACUGGCACUGGGCCUUGCGGGUGUCCCCUGUCGCGGGCAUGAUCACAGGAACGCUCAUCCUCGUCCUGGUCCCAGCCACGAAGAGAGGCCACGCCGACCAGCUCGGGGGGCAGCUCAAGGCACGGACCUCGUGGCUCCGAGACAUGAAGGCCCUGAUCCGCAACCGCAGCUACGUCUUCUCCUCCCUGGCCACGUCGGCCGUGUCCUUCGCCACGGGGGCCCUGGGCAUGUGGAUCCCGCUGUACCUGUACCGCGCCCAGGUCGUGCAGAAGACGGCAGAGGCGUGCGGCAGCCCGCCCUGCGGGGCCAAGGACAGCCUCAUCUUUGGGGCCAUCACCUGCUUCACGGGCUUCCUGGGCGUGGUCACGGGGGCAGGAGCCACGCGCUGGUGCCGCCUGCGGACCCAGCGAGCCGACCCGCUGGUGUGCGCCGUGGGCAUGCUGGGCUCUGCCAUCUUCAUCUGCCUCAUCUUCGUGGCCGCCAAGAGCAGCAUCGUGGGGGCCUAUAUCUGCAUCUUCGUUGGGGAGACGCUGCUGUUUUCUAACUGGGCCAUCACCGCAGACAUCCUCAUGUACGUGGUCAUCCCCACGCGACGGGCCACCGCCGUGGCCCUGCAGAGCUUCACCUCCCACCUGCUGGGCGACGCUGGCAGCCCCUACCUCAUCGGCUUCAUCUCCGACCUGAUCCGCCAGAGCACCAAGGACUCCCCGCUCUGGGAGUUCCUGAGCCUGGGCUACGCCCUCAUGCUCUGCCCUUUCGUCGUGGUCCUGGGCGGCAUGUUCUUCCUCGCCACGGCCAUCUUCUUCCUCAGCGACCGGGACAAGGCCGAGCAGCAGGCGAACGAGCUGGUGAUGCCACCCGCAUCCAUGAAGGUCUGA
This is a messenger RNA of Pipistrellus nathusii (Nathusius's pipistrelle), 1656 nucleotides long. NCBI's taxonomy places the organism in Eukaryota, Metazoa, Chordata, Mammalia, Chiroptera, Vespertilionidae. The record is from the annotation of a GenBank genome assembly.